AUGGUACAUGGAUCUCACGAGGGCGCAAGCAGUUCGGCUUCGUCAGCUCUGACUGUCGAAGCGCCAACUCCUGAAGGAAUGCUGGUCCAGGAAGUGGACGUAGAGGUGAUUGAUGGAGAGCAAGGCACCGCUAGUGCGAUUCCAACUCCGCGAGGGAACGACGAAGAGUCAAAGCAACAUCUUCGCGAACAGCUCAGGCGCACGCUCAACAAGAAAGAGUCAUCGCAUGCCACCUCAUGUUUUGUGCAGCCGAUCAGUAUCCUCCGCGCCAGUACUUCGUCCUCACCGAGGCCGGAAAACCGGUUUUCAUUAGGCGAGUCUUCUAGCUUCUUGGCUCGACAAGAAGACGAAGCUUCAGAUAACUUCACAUCGACAAUUGGGGUAAUGCAGGCACUGGUAUCCAUCUUCCUCGACGAUGGUGACAAAUUGCGAUGCAUAAAUGCUGGUAAUACGCGCAUAACCUUCCUCUUGCGCCCGCCACUCUACUAUGCAUGUGUAUCAUCAUGGGGAGAGGCGGAAUCUGUUUUUCUGCAGAACAGCUACGGCGCAUGUUUGAGCGGCGUAAUAAUUUCGACCUGCGUCGAUUGCUCAGCGAUGGAGCCCAUGCUUCGUAAGAGUAUCGCUGAUGUUCUUGUGCCGACAUCGAAGAUCAAGGAUAUCUUAUAUGUUAUACUGAUAGCCCAAGGAAAAGUGAUAACACUUGUGCGGCCAAAGAAGCAUUCCAUACAUCCAUCCGAUCUGCAUAUUCUUGUCAACACCAUACACUCGCCAUCGAUCAUCAAUUCUUCAGCAGCGGCAUCCUGGCUGCCUGUCUGUCUGCCAAAGUUCAAUUCGGCGGCGUUUGUCAACGCCUACGUGAUGUUCUUGCGGAAAGAAGAUCAGACGCAAGAGCAACAGAGCCAGCAUAGUCAACAGAGCCCUACCGUACAGGAUAGCGAUGCUGAAACUCGAGAUUCCGCUGAGCAGCUCGCAGAAGCUGAAAGCAGUCAUACACUGGUGGAAGAACAACCCGCUCCUGAAGUCUGUCUCGUGUGUGUUAGCGGGAGUGCGGACUUCGAGGCAGUCAGGAAUUGGUGCAACACGAUAAACCAGCGACUGAUGCAAGACGGGUUGUUGGGAGCUCUGACUGGUGCGAUAUCCCGUGGGGAGACAGAGUACGCCGUCGGAGACCUUGGUGUACCUGGGCUACGUCAUUUUGUCUACAAAUCGAGGUCGCACGUUCAAGUCACCAUGCCGCUCUUCGAGGACCCCUAUGAUAAUCCGCACGAGAAGCGACGGUUGACGACUCUCUAUCAAACCUUGUAUGAUGCAAUACACGCCAAGUCUGGACAAGGAAGCACUUUGAAGCUACAAUACAUUCGGACCGAGCGUGAGAGUGUCAUGGGCUGGAUCACCCAGCCGUUCGAGCUCUACCUAGCAUUAUCACCACUGCUACCCAAGAGUGGCAUCGUCAACGCUGCUAAUGCUGUAGCCAAGUAUUAUCGAAUGUUUGGCUUUGCAGAUAGCGAUCUGACGGACCACGUGGCGGACGUGCUGGUCCCUGUUGCUCCUGUACCUGCUUGUCAUCUACCGUCAACCCGACUGCUCACUGUCUCUCGAUCCGACUCUCCUUCCAUCAUGUCCUGGCGCCUGGCAUCGCAGGCUUUGUCCUGCGUACCGCGGUUCUGCCGUGCUCUGCAAAAUAAAGCUGCCUUGCGUCCUGUACCAGCACAGCUAGGGGCAAUAAGCUCUCCUAGUGAGUUUUUGAAGGCAAUUGGGAGGUCCGCGGAUACCAAGGUUACCGCGGAGACAUGGGAGGAUUUGUGGGAGAUAGAUGGGUUGCAGCUGAAGAAGGCUGGUUUGGCAGUACGAGACAGAAGAUAUAUCCUGUGGAGUAUGGAGAAGUUUCGACAGGGAGAAGACCCUGCGCAGUUUGCGCAUCCUCCAACACCGAAAAAGAAGAUCCUCAUGGACCCGCGGUUCAAAAUGUCGAAUGCAGUCUUCGAAGUUUGUGUCAUGUUAUGA
Molecule: messenger RNA, 2004 nt
Organism: Postia placenta MAD-698-R-SB12
Lineage: Eukaryota; Fungi; Basidiomycota; Agaricomycetes; Polyporales; Adustoporiaceae
Exons: 15
Coding region: 1-2004 (667 amino acids)
Biological process (GO): vesicle-mediated transport; protein targeting to vacuole
Cellular component (GO): Mon1-Ccz1 complex; fungal-type vacuole membrane
Source: RefSeq, a predicted model, not a curated record